AUGUCUUUUUAUAAAGCCUUUUUUCUUCUUUGUUGUAUUACUAUUCUGACACCUUUGGUUUCGUCCACACCUCUUUGGAAUCAAGAUAUCCUUGAAACUCGCAAAUCGAAGGAUCAAGACCCAAAAACAAAUACUUUUGAUCUUGUCCUAAAAAAGGUUAACCUCGCUCCGGAUGGAUUUACUCGUCUUGUAUCAACAAUCAAUGGCCAAUAUCCUGGACCAACCAUAGAAGUCAACAAGGGAGAUCGCAUUGUAAUGAAUGUUCGCAAUGAGUUAGAGGUCCCAACAGCAAUCCAUUCUCAUGGAAUGUUUCAAAGAGGGACUCCAUGGUACGAUGGGGUACCAGGCCAGACCCAAUGUGAGAUACCAAACAAUUAUACGUUUACUUACAAUUUCACGGUUCCCGAUCAAGCCGGCACUUACUGGUACCAUUCGCACGCGUUAACUCAAUACGUUGAUGGAAUUGUUGGCGCUUUAAUUAUUCACGAUCCUGAAGAUCCGUAUAGAGCAGAGUAUGAUGAGGAAAUUCUUGUCAUGUUAACUGAUUAUCAUCACACGGAGGCUCAAAUUUUGUUAAAGUCAUUCUUGACCCCUGAAAGCGAAGGUGAAGAGCCAGGUAGGAUUAAACCAAGUCGUGAUGUUAUUAAGAUGUCUCCACCAGGUUCUACAUGCGUGGAUAACGCUGGUCUCGCUAAAUUUGAAUUUGUACCCAAUAAAAGAUAUCGUCUUCGCAUCAUCAAUACCAGCGCAUUUUCAUCUUUCUUCUUUUCAAUUGAUAAACAUGUGAUGGAGGUUAUAGAAGUGGAAGGUACCUACACCAAACGAAAUAAAAUUCAUCGUCUUCCUAUCAAUGUUGCCCAAAGAUAUUCCGUCAUCGUCACUGCGGAUCAACCUGUUGACAAUUAUAUCAUGCGUUCAGAAUUUCAAAAGAUGUGUAUGCCGGAUGAAGCAAUUUCACUUCCGAUUAUUACAGCUAUAGUGCAUUAUGAUGGUGCACCCGAGGAUUCUGUUCCAAAGGAUGUACCGUGGACGAAUUUCUUGGAAGAAUGUGUUGAUCUGGAUCAAAAAACCUUACAACCAUUAUAUGAAGAAAAAAUUCCCGAAGCAACAAGAGAAAUUAAACUUGAGAUUGCGUUUCAUGCAGAUUCAUUAGGCAUUGACAAGGCGUAUCUUAAUGAAUCUACCUAUGUUCCUGAUUUUACUUCUUCGACUUUGACUAAAGUCUUUGAAGGAACAACAGCUAACCUUUCCACUGCUGAAAAUGCUUUCAUUUUUAAUACCUUUGGAGAAGUUGUUGAUAUUUAUUUUAUCAAUACUGAUGACGGAGAGCACCCGUUUCACAUGCACGGACAUCAAUUUUGGUUACUUGGAAUUGGUAAUGGAACAGAAGUUGAUAAAUCCGCAUUGAAUACGGUUAAUCCAAUCAAACGUGAUACCUCAACAAUACCUAUCAAAGGGUGGUCUGCUUUGAGAUUUGUUGUGGAUAACCCUGGAGUGUGGGGGCAUCACUGUCAUAUGUGGCAUGUGGAAGUAGGUCUUGUAAUGCAAUUGAUCGAGCUACCGGAUGAAAUUAGAAAAAUGCACCCGCCUGAAUCUUGGUCAGAAUUAUCAUUAAGGACAGAUGCAGCAAAUGCAACAAAAGUGUUAUCAAUAAUAUUUUCUGACAUGUCUGAUAAACUGUCGAUAUUCAUUGUAUUUUCUUUAGGAGGUGGAACAGCAGUUUUGUAUGCUUUAUUUUUUCCUUUAUCAGUGUUGUUAAACUUUUUGCAA
This is a messenger RNA of Funneliformis caledonium, 1770 nucleotides long. The record is from the annotation of a GenBank genome assembly. Lineage: Eukaryota; Fungi; Glomeromycota; Glomeromycetes; Glomerales; Glomeraceae.